AUGAAUAUCUACCGGCACUCGACUUUUCGUUCAAAUGCCGUCAAACCUGUCUGCGCCUUAUCCGCCGAUUUCUUUUUUCCUAGGGACGAGUAUGGAUGGCUACUGUUUGUCGCGUGCCGCGAAGGCUUCGUUGAGGUUGUCGAGCUGAAAUUGGCAGCGCCACGCCACACCACUUGCGACACCGUGAUGCCCGACUACGCCGCGCGCCUAUUUACGCCUACGGCUCCUCCGUUCACGCAUCGUGAA
Messenger RNA from Mesorhabditis spiculigera, 246 nucleotides. The record is from the annotation of a GenBank genome assembly. Lineage: Eukaryota; Metazoa; Nematoda; Chromadorea; Rhabditida; Rhabditidae.